Calidris pugnax (ruff) is the source of this 5664-nucleotide messenger RNA. RefSeq names its product myosin heavy chain, skeletal muscle, adult-like. The transcript has 37 exons. Gene Ontology annotation, cellular component: myosin complex. The record is from RefSeq and is a predicted model, not a curated record. NCBI's taxonomy places the organism in Eukaryota, Metazoa, Chordata, Aves, Charadriiformes, Scolopacidae. Bases 1 to 5664 code for a protein of 1887 amino acids. Gene Ontology annotation, molecular function: cytoskeletal motor activity; actin filament binding; ATP binding.
AUGUCUUCAGAUGCUGAGAUGGCCAUCUUUGGGGAGGCAGCUGUGUAUCUCCGAAAGUCAGAAAAGGAGAGAAUCGAGGCCCAGAACAAGCCUUUUGAUGCCAAGUCAUCUGUCUUUGUGGCACAUCCUAAGGAAUCUUUUGUGAAAGGGACAAUCCAGAGCAAAGAAUCAGGGAAAGUCACUGUCAAGACAGAAGGUGGAGAGACCCUGACCGUGAAGGAAGAUCAAAUCUUCUCCAUGAACCCUCCCAAGUAUGAUAAAAUCGAGGACAUGGCCAUGAUGACCCACCUCCACGAACCCGCUGUGCUGUACAACCUCAAAGAGCGUUAUGCAGCCUGGAUGAUCUACACCUACUCGGGUCUCUUCUGCGUCACUGUCAACCCCUACAAGUGGCUGCCGGUGUACAACCCGGAGGUGGUGUUGGCCUACCGAGGCAAGAAGCGCCAGGAGGCCCCUCCACACAUCUUCUCCAUCUCUGACAAUGCCUAUCAGUCCAUGCUGACUGAUCGCGAGAACCAGUCGAUCCUGAUCACUGGAGAAUCCGGUGCCGGGAAGACUGUGAACACAAAGCGUGUCAUCCAGUACUUUGCAACAAUUGCAGCCAGUGGGGAGAAGAAGAAAGAGGAGAAGCAGCCAACAGGCAAAAUGAGGGGAACGCUUGAGGAUCAAAUCAUCAGCGCCAACCCAUUGCUGGAGGCCUUUGGAAAUGCCAAGACUGUGAGGAACGACAACUCCUCACGCUUUGGCAAAUUCAUCCGGAUUCACUUUGGAGCCACAGGCAAACUGGCUUCUGCUGACAUUGAAACAUACCUGCUGGAGAAGUCCAGAGUCACCUUCCAACUUAAGGCGGAAAGAAGCUACCACAUAUUCUAUCAGAUCAUGUCCAACAAGAAGCCAGAGCUAAUUGACAUGCUCCUCAUUACCACCAACCCAUAUGACUACCAAUUUGUGAGUCAAGGUGAGAUCACUGUUGCCAGCAUUAAUGACCAGGAGGAGCUGAUGGCUACAGAUAGUGCCAUUGACAUCCUGGGCUUCACUGCUGAUGAGAAAGCAGCCAUUUACAAGCUGACGGGGGCUGUCAUGCACUAUGGGAACUUGAAGUUCAAGCAGAAGCAGCGUGAGGAGCAGGCAGAGCCAGAUGGCACAGAAGUUGCUGACAAGGCUGCCUACCUGAUGGGUCUGAAUUCAGCUGACCUGCUUAAGGCCCUCUGCUACCCUCGAGUCAAGGUGGGGAAUGAAUAUGUGACCAAGGGUCAAACUGUGCAGCAGGUGCACAAUUCAGUAGGUGCCCUGGCAAAGGCUGUCUAUGACAGAAUGUUCUUGUGGAUGGUUGUUCGCAUCAAUCAACAGCUGGAUACAAAGCAGCCCAGACAGUACUUCAUUGGUGUCCUGGACAUUGCUGGCUUUGAGAUCUUUGAUUACAACAGCCUGGAGCAGCUGUGCAUCAACUUCACCAAUGAGAAACUGCAACAGUUCUUCAACCACCACAUGUUCGUGCUGGAGCAGGAGGAGUACAAGAGGGAAGGAAUCGAGUGGACGUUCAUUGAUUUUGGGAUGGACCUGGCUGCCUGCAUUGAGCUCAUUGAGAAGCCCAUGGGCAUCUUCUCCAUCCUGGAAGAGGAGUGCAUGUUCCCCAAGGCAACUGACACCUCUUUCAAGAACAAGCUCUAUGAUCAGCAUCUGGGCAAGUCCAGCAACUUCCAGAAGCCCAAGCCUGCCAAAGGCAAGGCUGAGGCCCACUUCUCCCUGGUGCACUAUGCUGGCACGGUGGACUACAACAUCACCGGCUGGCUGGAGAAGAACAAGGACCCCCUGAAUGAAACUGUCAUUGGGUUGUACCAGAAAUCAUCUGUGAAGACACUGGCCUCACUCUUUGCUUCUUACGGCGGAGAAGCAGAAGGUGGUGGUGGCAAGAAGGGUGGGAAGAAGAAGGGUUCUUCUUUCCAGACUGUCUCAGCUCUUUUCCGGGAGAACUUAAACAAGCUGAUGACCAAUCUGCGCAGCACUCACCCACAUUUUGUGAGAUGCAUCAUCCCCAAUGAAACAAAAACACCUGGUGUCAUGGAGCAUGAACUGGUGCUACACCAGCUUCGGUGCAACGGUGUGUUGGAAGGGAUCAGAAUUUGCAGAAAAGGAUUCCCCAGCAGAGUUGUCUAUGCUGACUUUAAACAGAGGUACAGGGUAUUGAAUGCAAGUGCUGUCCCAGAGGGACAGUUCAUGGAUAGCAAGAAAGCUUCUGAGAAGCUCCUUGGAUCCAUUGCUGUUGAUCACACACAAUAUAAAUUUGGUCACACCAAGGUGUUCUUCAAAGCUGGACUGAUAGGUCUUCUGGAGGAGAUGAGGGAUGAGAAACUGGCACAGGUCAUGACUCGCACACAAGCCAGAUGCAGAGGCUUUCUGAUGAGAGUGGAGUACCAGAGAAUGGUGGAGAGAAGGGAGUCCAUCUUCUGUAUCCAGUACAACAUUCGGGCAUUCAUGAAUGUCAAGCACUGGCCUUGGAUGAAGCUGUGCUUCAAGAUCAAGCCCUUGCUGAAGAGUGCAGAAUCUGAGAAGGAGAUGGCCAACAUGAAACAAGAGUUUGAGAAAACAAAGGAAGAGCUUGCAAAGUCUACGACAGAUAGGAAGGGGCUGGAGGAGAAAAUGGUGAAACUGGUGCAGGAAAAAAAUGACCUGCAGCUCCAAGUGCAAGCUGAAGCGGACGGCUUGGCUGAUGCUGAGGAAAGGUGUGACCAGCUGAUAAAAAACAAAAUCCAGCUGGAAGCAAAAGUUAAGGAGCUAUGUGAAAGAGCAGAAGAUGAAGAAGAGAUGAAUGCUGAGCUGACAGCCAAGAAGAGGAAAUUGGAGGAUGAAUGUUCAGAACUCAAAAAAGAUAUCGACGAUCUUGAGUUAACACUGGCCAAGGUAGAGAAGGAAAAACAUGCCACAGAAAACAAGGUGAAAAACCUCACAGAAGAGAUGGCAACCCUGGAUGAGACCAUCGCUAAGCUGACAAAAGAGAAGAAAGCCCUCCAAGAGGCCCAUCAGCAGACACUGGAUGACCUGCAGGCAGAAGAGGACAAAGUCAAUACGCUGACCAAAGCUAAGACCAAGCUGGAGCAGCAAGUGGACGAUCUGGAAGGGUCCCUGGAGCAGGAGAAGAAGCUGCGCAUGGACCUUGAGAGAGCUAAGAGGAAACUCGAAGGAGACCUGAAGCUGGCCCAUGACAGCAUAAUGGAUUUGGAAAAUGAUAAGCAGCAGCUGGAUGAGAAACUGAAGAAGAAAGACUUUGAAAUCAGCCAGAUCCAGAGCAAGAUCGAGGAUGAGCAAGCCCUGGGCAUGCAGCUACAGAAGAAGAUCAAGGAGCUGCAGGCGCGUAUUGAGGAACUGGAGGAGGAAAUUGAGGCAGAGCGAACCUCUCGGGCAAAAGCAGAGAAGCAUCGUGCCGACCUCUCGAGGGAGCUGGAGGAGAUCAGCGAGCGCCUGGAAGAAGCAGGAGGGGCCACUGCAGCUCAGAUGGAGAUGAACAAGAAGCGUGAGGCAGAAUUUCAGAAGAUGCGUCGCGACCUCGAAGAGGCCACGCUGCAGCACGAAGCCACGGCUGCCGCCCUGCGGAAGAAGCACGCGGACAGCACGGCCGAGCUCGGGGAGCAGAUCGACAACCUGCAGCGAGUGAAGCAGAAGCUGGAGAAGGAGAAGAGUGAGCUGAAGAUGGAGAUCGAUGACUUGGCCAGUAACAUGGAGUCUGUCUCCAAAGCCAAGGCAAGUCUGGAAAAGAUGUGUCGCACACUGGAAGAUCAACUAAGUGAAAUUAAGACAAAGGAAGAAGAGCAUCAGCGCAUGAUCAACGACCUCAGUGCUCAAGCCAAGAACGCCCUGGCCCACGCCUUGCAGUCUGCUCGCCACGACUGUGACUUGCUCCGGGAACAAUAUGAGGAGGAGCAGGAGGCCAAGGGGGAGCUGCAGCGUGCCCUGUCCAAGGCCAACAGCGAAGUGGCCCAGUGGAGAACCAAAUACGAGACGGACGCUAUUCAGCGCACGGAGGAGCUGGAGGAGGCCAAGAAGAAGCUGGCACAGCGCCUGCAGGACGCAGAGGAACACGUUGAAGCUGUCAAUGCCAAAUGUGCCUCCCUGGAAAAGACAAAGCAGAGGCUGCAGAAUGAAGUGGAGGACCUGAUGAUUGACGUGGAGCGAUCAAAUGCUGCCUGCGCAGCUCUGGAUAAGAAGCAGAAGAACUUUGACAAGAUCCUGGCAGAGUGGAAGCAGAAGUAUGAGGAAACGCAGGCUGAGCUGGAAGCCUCCCAGAAGGAGUCUCGCUCUCUCAGCACGGAGCUCUUUAAGAUGAAGAAUGCCUAUGAGGAGUCCUUGGACCACCUGGAAACGCUGAAGCGUGAGAACAAGAACUUGCAGCAGGAGAUUUCCGACCUCACGGAGCAGAUUGCUGAGGGAGGAAAGGCGAUUCAUGAGCUGGAGAAAGUCAAGAAGCAGAUUGAGCAGGAGAAAUCUGAAAUCCAGGCUGCUCUGGAGGAAGCUGAGGCCUCCCUAGAACAUGAAGAGGGGAAGAUCCUGCACCUCCAGCUUGAGCUCAACCAGGUGAAGUCGGAGAUCGACAGGAAGAUAGCAGAGAAAGAUGAGGAGAUCGACCAGAUGAAGAGAAACCACCUCAGAAUCGUGGAGUCCUUGCAGAGCACCCUGGACGCUGAGAUCAGGAGCAGGAAUGAAGCCCUGCGGCUGAAGAAGAAGAUGGAGGGAGACCUGAAUGAAAUGGAGAUCCAGCUGGGCCAUGCCAACCGCGUGGCUGCAGAGGCACAAAAGAACCUGAGGAACACACAGGGAGUGCUCAAGGAUACCCAGAUACACUUGGAUGAUGCUCUCAGGACACAGGAGGACCUGAAGGAGCAGGUGGCCAUGGUGGAGCGCAGAGCAAACCUGCUGCAGGCUGAAAUUGAGGAGCUGCGGGCAGCCCUGGAGCAGACUGAGCGCUCAAGGAAAGUGGCUGAGCAGGAGCUUCUAGAUGCCACUGAACGUGUGCAGCUCCUCCACAGCCAGAACACCAGUUUGAUCAACACCAAGAAAAAGCUGGAAACAGACAUCAUGCAAAUUCAGGGUGAAAUGGAGGAUACAAUCCAGGAAGCGCGCAAUGCUGAAGAGAAAGCCAAGAAGGCCAUCACAGAUGCAGCCAUGAUGGCAGAAGAGCUGAAGAAGGAGCAGGACACCAGCGCCCACCUGGAAAGGAUGAAGAAGAACCUGGACCAGACGGUGAAGGACCUGCAGCACCGUCUGGAUGAGGCUGAGCAGUUGGCUCUGAAGGGAGGCAAGAAGCAAAUCCAGAAGCUGGAGGCCAGAGUGCGGGAGCUGGAAGGGGAGGUGGAUGCUGAGCAGAAGCGCAGCGCUGAAGCCGUGAAGGGUGUGCGCAAGUACGAGAGGAGGGUGAAGGAGCUGACCUACCAGUCUGAGGAAGACCGGAAGAAUAUUCUGAGGCUCCAGGAUCUGGUGGACAAGCUGCAAACGAAGGUGAAAUCCUACAAGAGACAAGCUGAGGAGGCUGAGGAUCUCUCCAAUGUCAAUCUCAUCAAGUUCCGCAAGAUCCAUCAUGACCUGGAGGAAGCUGAGGAACGGGCUGACAUUGCAGAGUCGCAGGUCAACAAGCUCCGAGUGAAGAGUCGGGAGAUUUAUAGGAAAAAUUAA